UCCUCGGUCUGUCCCAGUCAUUGAUUGUACGCGCAAGUCCAGAGCUGGCCCAAACACCGAAAUAAAUGUGUUUGAUGGAAAUAUCAAUAUGCGCAGAUCAUUAAUAUUCAGCAUGAGAUCUUUGAGCAGUUUGUUGUGGUUCAUUCUAUUCCUAUUAAUCAUAAAAGUAUACGCCACGCUGGCCAGCCCAUUGGCUGCCAAAAGUGAAGCCUAUUCGAAGACAGCUGCGGCAAAUGCCAGCAAAAAAGCGAAAGUAACCAACUAUUUUCUGCACGAGCCAUACGGCCCCAAUACAUACGCCUUUGGCUACGAGAUCGAUGAUCCGCAGACGCAGAAUGUGCAGUUCCGCGAUGAGCGACGCUUUGUGAAUGGCAGCGUCGAGGGUAGCUACGGGUAUGUGCGGCCCGACGGCCUCAUAGAGGUGACCAAGUACCGGGCCGAUGAGAAUGGUGGCUUCCUGGCACAGACGCAGAGCUUCCAGCCGGGCGAUGAGCAGGCGAAGACGGCGUGGCCCACCCAGCGACCGGGCAUAAUUGUGGACAGACACAAGGUGCAGUCGCCGGCGAAUGUCACGUGGGAUCCCAAGAGCCAUCUCAAUGUGAGCGUCUCCCAUGUGGCCGACGAUGUGGCCAAGCAGCUGAAGGAGCAGCACGGCCUCGACCUGAAUCACAUCGAUGUGACCAAAGAUGUCCUACAGCCAGCGGUGCUCGAUGUGCUGCAGGGCAAGGCGCCGCUCAAGAAUCAAACCAAAGACGGAACUCCCUUCCAACCGGUUCAAAAUGUGAUACCCAAUCGUUUUCCCAUCGCUCCCUUUAUGCUGCCCACGGACACGGAGCCCAUCAAGGCCACAACCGAGGAACCACAGCCCAAGGGAAAUUCUAAUUCAAAGUACAACCGCGCGAAGACCAACAACGCGGAGAAGGCGCCGCAAGUGGAGGCGCCCGAGUCGGAUUUGCUGCCACCCCCGAGGCCAUUGGUCAAUGAGGCUGCCAGCGAUGCAAAUUGGUAUCAGCGGAUCAUUGAUGCAAAUCGUCGUGAAUUCCUUAACAAUCUACCAAACUUAAGCAAAGUAAAUGCCUGAAAAUGUGCGCCCAAAAAGUAACUUAGAGACAUCCCCCACUAGCAUUAGUUAGACCAGCCUUCUGCUGGUUAUUAGGUAAGCUUCUUUCACUUUUCAAUGGCCACAAAAAACUAGCGAAAAGAAAACAACAAAAGAAUGCCAACACACAACAUAAUUGAGGCUGGCAAUAAAAGUGAGACCAAAAACG
Messenger RNA from Drosophila subobscura, 1268 nucleotides. RefSeq lists its product as uncharacterized. The record is from RefSeq and is a predicted model, not a curated record. The transcript is spliced from 3 exons. Gene Ontology annotation, molecular function: structural constituent of chitin-based larval cuticle. Bases 89 to 1081 code for a protein of 330 amino acids. Lineage: Eukaryota; Metazoa; Arthropoda; Insecta; Diptera; Drosophilidae. Gene Ontology annotation, cellular component: chitin-based extracellular matrix.